Ilyonectria robusta is the source of this 699-nucleotide messenger RNA. RefSeq lists its product as uncharacterized. The transcript is spliced from 2 exons. NCBI's taxonomy places the organism in Eukaryota, Fungi, Ascomycota, Sordariomycetes, Hypocreales, Nectriaceae. Bases 1 to 699 code for a protein of 232 amino acids. The record is from RefSeq and is a predicted model, not a curated record.
AUGCGUUCCCGGGUCCUGUUUUCUCUGGCGCUUGGCCUCCUCGCCGCCGACUCUGCUGUUGCAGGGCUAUGCAAACCUCCGCAAUCGAGCUCGUCUACUGAGACCAGCUCGACUACUGAGACCAUCUCGACGACCGAGGCCAUCUCAACUACCAAGGCCAUCUCGACUACAACUUCCGACGCAGUAGUUUCGUCAUCAUCGACUGAAUCCUCCUCUUCGGUUGCCCCGACAGCUACCACCAAUUUCCGUGUUGUUGCUAGCAAUAGUCCCCUCUCCGGCUCACUCCUUACUGCCAACCCAGACACCGACACCAUCCUACUUUUCAACCCUACUUCUUCGACCUACUCCGCCGUCACCUUGACUAUCGAGGCCGAUACCGGUCGGCUUCUUCAAGCAAAGGGCAAUUAUGUCUGCGCGGCCUAUCGCACGACUAGCACCGAUCCUGGGUUCCUCGUCACCUGCUCCGUCGAACGUAUCCCAAAUACUCCGUAUGUCCUUUGCGGGGAGCCGACCGAUGGCUCACCACUUGUGUGCACUGCGCCAGCUGGCGACUGCUCUACUUCACCUUGUACACGCAAUGGCGGCACGUGGAAUCAGUUUUACACGAAGCCUAACAGUAUUGGAUAUUUCACGUAUUUUGGGACGGGCAGCUACGACGCGUCGUACACGGCUGUUGAUUUCAACGUUCAGGUUAUAUAG